AUAUAAAGACUCGCAAGGUAUCAAACUGUUUAGUCUGUCUACGCGACUCCUAAAGACCGGUCGCGACCCUGUGUUCUCGCUCACCUUUAUCACGCUACGACCAUGAGAACCAUCGGUCUCGUAGUUGCGCUGUCUGUGGCGUCACUUUGCGGAGCAGCGACCCAGCCCCAACUACGCUUUGCGUGGAAACAAGUUGACUACACUUGGGAAAGUCCAGCCGACCGUGAGAACGCAAUCAAAGACGGCAAAUUCGUACAAGCCCACAAUCUACCCCUUGGACUAGCGCGCUGGAAGAACAAACUCUUCGUGACAGUACCGAGAUGGAAAAACGGCGUUGCUUCUUCAUUGAACUACGUAAACAUUGAUGGACCUCAAGAUCAGCCCUUAACACCAUAUCCGUCAUGGAAAGACAAUUUAGUGGCUGAUUCAGCGAAAUCGCUGCCUUCAAAUAACUCAAUAAUUUCCGUCUUCAGGGUGUAUGUAGACGCUUGUGACAGACUUUGGGUUAUGGACAGUGGCCUAGCCGAUAUUCUUGGGUCACCAAAUCAAGUUACCGGUCCAUCUCUUGCUAUCUUUGACUUGAAAACUGAUCAGCUCAUCCACAGAUAUUGGUUCAAAGUUGAUGAUAUGAAAGAAGACUCCUUCUUUGCUAAUGUUGUGGUAGACGUAGACAAGGACACCUGCGACAACGCGUUCGCCUAUAUCCCUGAUUUGGGGGGCUACGGAGUUGUAGUAUACACUCUGAAAGAAAAUGACUCUUGGAGAGUGUCACAUCACUAUUUCCACUUCGACCCGUUGGCUGGACAAUACAACGUUGGAGGCAUUGAGUUCCAGUGGACUGAUGGGGUGUUCGGAUUGGCGCUGUCGGAGCCGAGGGAAAAUGGCUACCGUACCAUGUUCUUUCACGCAUUCUCAAGUACAAAGCAAUUCUGCGUAUCAACGGAACUCCUGCGCAACUACACUAAGAUUAACAAGGAGGAGGCGUUCCACGAUUUCAAGCUGUUGGGCGACAAAGGUGAACGGUCCCAGGCCUCGGCUAGCUUCUACGAUCCUAAGACCAAUGUGCUGUUCUAUACACAGGUGAACCAUGACGGAAUAGCAUGUUGGAACUCCAAGAAGCCCUUUACAGUUGAGAACAACGUGUUGCUCUUCAGCGAUCCGUCGCUUUACGAGUUCCCCAAUGACUUGAAGGUCGACGACGAAGGUACUCUCUGGCUUCUAGUGGAUAAACUCCCAAGGUUUAUCUACAAAGAACUGGACGCCAAUGAGGUCAACUACAAGAUUUACAGUGUUAGCACCACUGCCCUUAUUGCACGCACUGCUUGCGAAGCUUAAAUUUUUAUAUACCUGUUGUGAAUAUCAAUUAUGCCUUUGUUUACUUAAAGGAAAAUACGCGCAUUUAGCUCUAUUUGUGGUUACGUAUAUCUUAGAGUCCAUGAUCAGAGUACUAUCAUAAUUGAACAGAGGUCACCAUUUUAAACGUUAGAAGUUUUAUUUGUAUUAAGUUGUUUGAGAAUAUUUUAAUGCACAUGCAUUUAAGUAUAAUUUUAAAGUUAAGUUUUGUUAAGGAGAUUUUGAUGAUGAUAAUUUUAGGACGCAUCUUGAUAACUUCGUACUUGUCGUCUAGAGUAAAAUUUCCAAAAAGUAUGAGACUCUAUGUGUUAAUUUAUGUAAUCAUUGAUAUAAAGAAGAUCUUAUUCAUUAUUGUAUUGCAUUUUAUGUUAAAAAAUUGCAUCUGCUGAAAACAAAAAUAUCUAAGGUCAAUUUUAUAUGUAACAAUCUCAGUUUAACUGUUAAAUUAUGUGUCAUUUCUUUAUGAGUAAAGCACGUGUAUACAUAUAAUAUACAUAUAUCGCACUGUUAAUACAAUAGUGUAUUAACUCAAAAAGUGGACUUUCUCAGAAUCAAUGAAAACCGAAUUACUCACUUACCGCAAAAAAUAAUUACAAUUUAUGUAUGUUAUAGUUUAUUAUAGACACUUAGACACUUAAAAAAUAUAUUUAAAAAUAAAACUGAAAA
Molecule: messenger RNA, 2019 nt
Organism: Hyposmocoma kahamanoa
Lineage: Eukaryota; Metazoa; Arthropoda; Insecta; Lepidoptera; Cosmopterigidae
Gene: Y-c
Product: protein yellow-like
Exons: 8
Coding region: 103-1335 (410 amino acids)
Cellular component (GO): extracellular region
Source: RefSeq, a predicted model, not a curated record